Lolium perenne is the source of this 504-nucleotide messenger RNA. RefSeq lists its product as uncharacterized. The record is from RefSeq and is a predicted model, not a curated record. Lineage: Eukaryota; Viridiplantae; Streptophyta; Magnoliopsida; Poales; Poaceae.
AUGAAGACAAUGGGCAUCACAACCGACAUGCUGCAAGAAUCCAACACAGGUUUCCAUGGCAUCAUCCCGACCCUGCCCGCAUACCCUCUCGGCAAGAUCUCCAUGGAUGUUGUCUUCGGCAAACCCGAUAACUUUAGGAAGGAACGACUCGAGUUAGAGGUAGUUAAUGGGGAAUCGCAGUACCACGCUAUCCUCGGGAGGCCAGCAUAUGCCAAAUUCAUGGCAGUGCCCCACUCUGGGUACCUAAUGCUCAAAAUGCCAGGCAACAACAGGACCACAAUCACCGUUCGCAGAAGCUUGUCACGAUCCGAUAACUGCGACAAAGACUUUCAAAAGAUCGCCUCCAAGUUUGAGGUCAAGGAGGAGCUCAAUGCACUAGACGACCACUUCCCGCUGCCGCACAUCGACCAGAUCGUCAACUCCACGGCGGGCUGCGAGCGCCUGUCCUUGCUCGAAGCUUACUCCGGCUACAACCAAAUGAAGCUGAAGGAGGAAGAUCAGUAG